Messenger RNA from Porites evermanni, 3286 nucleotides. The record is from the annotation of a GenBank genome assembly. NCBI's taxonomy places the organism in Eukaryota, Metazoa, Cnidaria, Anthozoa, Scleractinia, Poritidae.
AUGAAGUGGACUUUUAAGGAAGAACAUUCCCAAGGUACUAACGUCAAUAAUCCCAACGUUUUCUGCGGUUUUUUGUCCACUCGUUGAACCGAAUGUUUUUGCUUUUGCAGAGUCCCGAUGCCAUGAAUCUGCAAAAAUAAGGUCGAAGUAUCCAGACAGAAUUCCCGUAAGUACUGUAAAUUUUGGUCGAUUUUUAUGUUCGCACAAAGCUAUAUUACUUAUUUUCUUUUUGUAGGUUGUUGUGGAAAAAGCGCCCAAGUCCUCGAUCCAAGAUAUAGAUAAGAGAAAAUUCCUCGUCCCUUCCGAUCUGACAGGUAUUAAAAGCAGGAAAUAAAGUCGUUAUUAUGCGCGUAACUAAAAUUUGCUGUUGUGUGCUGUAUUUCCUGAAUUUUUAGCUGUUCAACUGAUUCGGUAAAAUGAAAUUCUAUGAGUCUUCACAUAGUUAGAGUACGUUCUAGUAUAAGUGGUAGGUAUUUUAUGAUUAAAUGUUUGUCGCUCUUUUACCGUCACUUCACAGUUGCACAGUUCAUGUACAUCAUCCGAAAGAGAAUUCAACUUCCUCCCGAAAAAGCGAUGUUUCUUUUUGUCAACAAGGUUCUUCCCACAACAAGGUUUGUUUCAAGGCCUUUUUACUUUUUUUUAGGAAAUGUUUUUAGCUUACAUUAGUCUAUAUUUGCAACACGUUUGUGUUGAAACUUAAUGUCUUGUGUGGUAGGCUCUUUCAUUUCGCAACGAACGGGUUAUCCUGUGAGAAGUUUGUUUACAGUGUCCGCUCGCUUGUCGACGUUGGAUAUUGGAGUGGCGGAUCUGUCGGAUCUCUCGCUCGUUGUCUAGUUUCAUUUAACCUUUUUGCUCAAAUUUUGCACAAGUUUAAAAGUUUAUAGAACAAUGACGCAAGUCAUGCGUCUGUUGAGUAUUAAAACUGUCUGGAAAGAGAAAUUGGCUUUAAGUUUUAUGCUCAAGUUUCCUUUCAGUUUUGCAAUUUCCAAAUGAUGGCGGGGUACAACGUGACUCGGGUAUAACUGGUAAAGCUACGAAAAAUAUUUGUCAAAAUUAAUACUAAAUAUCGUUAAUUGGGAAUGAAAGCGACAAGGGCUUGCCCUAAACAUAUUUAAGCUUAUAAUAUUCUAGCUAAGUUUGUUAUAGACAUUUAUGCCCAUGAAUGUCAAAAUGUCGUUUUGUCGUAACAUGCCUUGCCGGCCCGAAUUUCGUGACUUUUCUUUAACAAGAUUUUAUAAUAGACAUUGACUUUGUGGUCUCCUCGAACAGAGUAAAAGUAAAAUAAAGGGAGUGGUUUGUUUCGAGCGAAAUAUACACAAAAUUAACUGGUGACCUAUAUUUAAUUGGUUUUUAAAGCGCUGUUUCAAGCCGGCAUUGAAAUUGACAACACAUUUAUUCGUGACUUAAGACUUAUUGUUAACCCCUUGUGAGGUUCAUUGAAAAUGAAUUUGUCUCUCUUUAUGUUACUUUUUUUUCUUGCAUCACGUAAAGGAAAAGUUGUAAGAUGUUGAUGACAUUAUUGAUUUUGCCUUUAAAUGAGGGAGAAUUUUCAUUAUAAAUAAGGCUAGUUAACACUGAAUUGUUUGCUUCCUAUCGAGUACAAAUGGAUCUAUGGUUUAUCUUGCCAAUUCGUCAUACUAUUUAGGGACCUUUUAUCACUGACUUGGUAUUGUAAAAUUACUUCCAAAAUGUGUUGCCUAAUCUCACCUUUGACUUAUUACCCAACAGUUACAGCUAUUGCAUUCUAACCGUUCACUCACUUCGUUCAUGAAAGUCAAUAUACUCAUUAUAAUUUAAUUAUAAUGAGAAUAGUGACUUUUAUGAAAAAAGUAAAAUGAAGUACAAAAAAUUAAAUGGUACUGCAUUGCAGAAGACUCUAUUUCAGUGGCCACAUCAUGACCACUUGUGACUAAACUGAAAUUUUACACUGAUUUCAUGAAUCUAAGAGUUGAUUGAUUAAUUAUUAAUUUUUAAUAUUAUUAAUGUCCUUGCUCACAGACAUCCUGUUAAUUGCUAUUCUCCAUGUAUAUAAAACGUUCGUUAAAAGGCCACAUGGAAAUCACAAUUUGCAGUUUUUUGCACUGAGUCAUCCAUAAUAGUGGGGAAAUUUUGAGAUCAACCAUGCAUACCUAGACUGACAUCAUUAAAACACACAAGAGUUCAUGAGAAGUCAUGAGAGUUCUGAAAGUAAUGGCCAUGAUUAGUUUUGGAAAAGUCCAAGGUGGUUGCAACUUUCAAGGUUACAACACAUGAGUUAUAGACCAAUAAUUAUUUCAGAAUACAGUGGAACCCCACCUUACAACCACCUCAUUAUUAUGUCCAUAUUCUUUCAACCCAAACAUGAAAAUCACGGAGUCAUUUUAUUACUUGAAGACCCUGUUAGUAAUGUGAUGACCUCAUUAUUAUGACCAGGAAUUUAUGGCCCAAUAAUGGACACCUUGACGGAGGUUCACUGUAUUAUAAAAAUUUACAAAUGUAUUAUUCUUGAAUCCCUUAACCUGAAAGCUGUUUUCUUUUUUUUAUUCCCCUUAAGCAUUUAGUUUUAAUACAUUGAAAUUGGUCCUUUGGAAAACACAUUUUCCUGUUCCAAAUCAUUGUACAGCCCUGGUCAAAACAUCUUGGGACACUUGAGGAAAUUAGGCACAGAGAUGCUCUUUGCUUAAUUAAAUCAUAUUCUACCAAUGUUUUAAGAGCCUGUAUCUACUGUCCCCUCUCCCCCAGGCAGUGUUGAUAGGAUCUAGGGGAGGAGGACAAAGGGAAAAUGUAUCAUUUUGAUGAACUAUUGCAUUAGUGACCCAAGACUCAGUUUUGACCAGGGUGUAGAUAGAGCUCUCAUGAAUUGAAACAAUGCUUGUCAGAGUGAGCCUCUCUUUGUUUAUAUUAAGAAAUACAGUGUAAUAAUAACUGUAAAGCUUGUUUAAUGUUAUGGCACUGCAUUUGGUGGUACGCAUUGUGUUAGUUGGGUUAGAAAAAAGAAAGGUCCAAAAAUUGACGUUAAUUCCAGAUGGGGAGGGAGAGGAGGUGUGUCGGUUACUAAGAAGUUGUUACUUUCAAGGAACAAUGUCUAGUAUGUGAACUCUACAGAAUUUAGGCUUUCCUACCAUAUUCUUAACCUAUGUAAUCAUGUACUGGGGUUUUCCUCAGAAAUGAUAUGCCACUGAUAUGUGGCCUAAUUCUGCUCUGUUUAUUUCUUAGCUCAACGAUGGGUGCUAUCUAUGAGGAACAUAAAGACGAAGAUGGCUUCUUGUACAUUGCCUACAGUGGAGAGAACACCUUUGGAAUGUGA